ACACGCCUCCUUUUGCUUCUCCUUCAUUUAACACUUAACUGGCAUUUGCAUCCAAACACGACUCCCUCAACUCUCUCUCUCUCUGCCCCAAAAGGCCAAAGCUUCCCUCUUUUUCUUCUCUUCUUCAUUGUUCUAAUGCUCUUUAUUUAAAGUUGCAGAUUUUGCACCAUUAAAACAAAAGACAAAAGAAAAAAAGAAAAAAAGAGUUGGGAAUUAGUUAUGGCUUGGAAGAAGCAGUUGUAUUUGCUGGCUAAGCAAAACCAAACAAAGCUUAGGACUUCAAAUUUGGGGUGAUGAGUUUUCUCAUAGAGAUUGUCAAAUUCAAAGCUGUUCAUUUGUGAUCUCUUUCUCAUCCUGAACAACACAGUGUAUAGCAUUAGAAGAUCAAAUGGCAGAGCUGCUACUAAUCACAUGCCUUUCUCUACUUUUUCUCAUUCAAUAAAACUGACAAAAGAAACUUGAGUACCCAUUUCAGUUUACCUGACAACAGUUUCAGAUUUUUUAUUUUUUUUUGUUUUUGUUUUUACUCUGUGUGAGUGUAUGCAACAACAAGUACACGAAGUCACAAACAUUCCCAGUACGCUUGGCUUCUCUGUGAUAGAACCAGGAAAAGUACCAACCUUGAUCCUCACUCUGAUUGGUGUUUUUGGAAAUAGUAACUGGCAUCUGUCAGAGUAGCUUGUUAGUGUUAUCACACUCUAUAGCUAUUUUGGGAGUUGAUUUUCCUUUUGAGAUCACAUAUGCUGCUGAGGAACAGAUCAAGGGCAGUGACCAAGCCAGGUUUGAUGGCUGAUCACAGUUCCCAGCAAUCUCAAAAUCAAAACUAUACUAGAACCAUCCCUUCCCUAUUUGGGUCACCAAAAUUCAGAGAUUUCACCAACAAGUGUCUCUCAGGAACUGAGGCCUUAAGAAGCCCAACUUCAAUUCUUGAGACAAGGCCAUUAUCCCCUUUUGGCUUUGGAAUCCCCUUUUCAUAUGACAACAAGACACAAACCGUUCCUCACUCACAAAACAGAAGCUCUAGGGACAAGCCAGAUUCAAAAGCUAUUGGCCUUGCUCUUGUGGGUAAUCUCAAAGAUGGUGACCCUGUUGGCGACAAUUCUUCUAAACCCAACAAAGGAAAUGUCCUGUUUGGAACACAGCUUAGAGUGAAAAUCCCAUUUGAGUCUCAACCAUGUGCUACUGAUUUUGGAACCAACAAAACCAAGGACUCAAAAAAUUCAGGACUAUAUGCAAAGGAUUCUCCAAGUAUGGAAAUUCUGUCUUGGAGUGAGAUGGAGCUUUCUGAGGAAUAUACAUGCGUGAUAUCCCAUGGACCUAAUCCAAGAACUACCCAUAUAUUCAAUAAUUGUAUUGUGGAGAGUUAUUGUUCACUCCCCCAAAACUCUCUCUCUGAUGCCUCUGCAAAUUUCCUCAGCUUCUGUUACACUUGCAAGAAACAUCUUGAGCAGACAAAGGACAUAUUUAUUUAUAGAGGAGAGAAAGCUUUCUGCAGUAGGGAAUGCCGCCACCAAGAAAUGGUGUUAGAUGGUAUAGAUAAUUUAGAAUUUGAAAGUAAUGGUUAUUCUUGACUUCAACGUCCCUUCCCUUGCAUGCACCGUGGCAGCAAAGUCCUGCAUUUUGAGGAGGAUAAUAACCAGCAAGGCACAAAGUCAAAUCAAAAUUUUCCAUUCUUCAUCAUGAUUUCAUGACUAGGAAGUAGUAACAGUAAUUAGUACUUCAUUGUAAUCAAUAAUAAGGUCCCUUUUUGAAGAAGUAUUUUGCUUUGUUUUUUUUUCCCCUCCUCUCCCUUGCAAAUAGAGAGAUAAGAGAGGAUGUUGUAGAGUUGGUUCCAAGUGAUGACUAAUUUGAUCGCUUCUUCUGGUUUUGCCCCCAUUGUUUUCGGGUGAAGCAGAUGAGAUGAGAUGAUGUUGUGUGAUUGAAAACAGUGCCUUUUAUUUUUCUUCUUCUAUGAGUUGAUGAUAAUGAUGGUGCUACCCAGCUAUUGUCUUAGAAGGGGACCGGUUAAUUAUUUCUCACAAAGAUUCCCUCUCUGCAUGUACUCAUAUUAUUAUUAUCCUUAGCCUUUGCUCUUCUCACCCCUAUGUCGAGUUAAUAAAGAAUUCAGCAAACCAUUAUAAUACUAUACAAAACUGACAGUGACAGAAAAAUAUACAUUUG
Molecule: messenger RNA, 2160 nt
Organism: Abrus precatorius (Indian licorice)
Lineage: Eukaryota; Viridiplantae; Streptophyta; Magnoliopsida; Fabales; Fabaceae
Product: FCS-Like Zinc finger 8-like
Exons: 3
Coding region: 741-1571 (276 amino acids)
Source: RefSeq, a predicted model, not a curated record